ACCACUGUCUGACUGUGAAGAGAGUUAAAGCGCUCACGAUCGGUCCUCGAGGCCACAAGAAUUUGGAUUAUUUUAAACAAUUUCAGCAAAUCUCGUUUCAUUUGAACUGCAACUUGUGUCGGACUGCUGUGGUGGUGAUACUGCCACGGAGUUAUACGCGUUUGACACGCCUGUGAGAGGAGCUGCAACAGUUUUCAUCUUUAAAUAUCACACCGUGUCACACUCUGCAUUUGACGCCAAGGACUCUUUGGAUUACAGUCGAAUUAAAACCUCUUCAUUUAACUACUCGAUUCUGACUGACUUUUACGUUGUUUGGCAAAUUGUCCGUCUAAUUAAAAUAAAACAUAUUCGCAUGUGCUGUUAAAUUUUUCCCGGUCUAGUUUCAUUCAUACUACUUUGAGCGACUUUGUAGUCCGUACCCACAGAUAUAAGUAAGUUUUAUGCGUGUUUGAAACAGAAACGGCCGUCAUGCUCGCUCUUCUCGUGCCACUGCUGCUCAUACACGCGUCUUGGAGCGGGAAAGUGGCUCGCGCGAGUGGCGCUAAAGGAAGCCGCUUCGUGUGCACGCCCGUGCCCGCCGACACCGACAUCAGCUGCCCGGUGGAAACCGCUAACAGGGUCCAAAGCACCAGCCCGCAGGAGGAGGAGUUGCGGAGCACCAUCAUUCAGCUGCGAGAGACCAUCCUCCAGCAAAAGGAGACUAUCGUAAGUCAGCAGGGCACUAUCAAAGAGCUCAACUCCAAACUCGCGCGCUGCGAGGCGGACGCCAGGUCGCGGGGCAGCGCGCGCAGGAAGGAGUUUGGUAAGAACACGAUGGGCGAUCUGCCACGAGACCCAGCGGAGACCGUCGAGCAACUGGGCAAGACCAUGCAGAGCCUGAAAGACCGACUGGAGAACCUGGAGCAGCAGCUGCGUACCAACACAUCCGGAGGACCGCUCCCCAAUGAUCUGAAAGACCUGCUGAGACGUCGCCUUGGUGACCUGGAGAGCCAACUGUUGACCAGAGUGUCCGAACUGGAGGAAGAAAAGAGCCAGCUGUACAACGAGACGGCCGCUCACCGGCAACGUACAGAGAACACCCUCAAUUCACUGCUGGAGAGGAUCACCGAGCUGGAGAAAAGUAACAGCGCAUUUAAAUCCCCAGAGGAGUUUAAAGUGUCUCUGCCCUUGCGUACCAACUACCUGUAUGGCCGUAUAAAGAAGAGUCUGCCAGAGAUGUACGCCUUCACCGUGUGCAUGUGGCUCAAGUCCAGCGCCAGUCCCGGAAUCGGAACUCCCUUUUCUUACGGUGUCCCGGGACAGGCCAAUGAGAUCGUUCUGAUAGAGUGGGGAAACAACCCCAUCGAGCUGCUUGUCAAUGAUAAGGUAGCUCAGCUGCCUCUCGCCGUGAGUGACGGCCGAUGGCAUCACAUCUGCAUCACCUGGACGACCAGAGAUGGCUUCUGGGAGGCGUAUCAGGAUGGAGAGCGACUAGGGACCGGAGAGAACUUGGCCCCGUGGCACCCAAUUAAACCUGGAGGAGUCAUUAUACUGGGCCAAGAACAGGACAUCGUAGGUGGGAGAUUUGAUGCCACACAGGCGUUUGUAGGAGAGUUAAGCCACUUUAACAUGUGGGACAGAGUCCUGCGUCCUAUAGACAUCUCUGCUAUGGCUAACUGCUCUGCCUACAUGCCUGGCAACGUGGUGCCAUGGGUCGAUGCCAACGUGGAGGUAUUUGGCGGUGCCACCAAAGCAGCGUUGGAAAUUUGUGAAGAUCGUCUGUUUGAGUCCUAAAGACACGUCUAUAGAUCUGAAAGCAAGCGUACUCGUUUAAGAGGUAACCCACGUCCCAAUAUCACUCUGGGAGCUUACAGAAAGACAAAAGCAAUGAAAAGAACCACUGUGGACACAAUGGAUUAUUUCCUCCUUUAUUUCGCUUCCUUUUUAUUUUGAGAUGUUGCUGUCAGCCGGCACAAUAAAUAAAAUGAUUGUGAUUUAGUAAAAAUGUCAGUCAGCACAAACAAGGUCAGAAUCUAGUAUUUGCAGCUCCGGCGCUGGCGUGAAGCUCUCUGGUUGUUAGUAGAUGUGCUUUUUUCUUCUGUGUCUCGUCCUUCGAAACUUCUCUCUACAAAUGCGUGGCUAUUUUUACGCUCUACAGUAGAGAUGGAUUUUUUUACCGUCUUAUUGCAGUCAAACAUUGAGCUUUUGUAAUGUCGUGUAUGGAUUAUGGGUCCUUGAAACCACCGAUUUUUUCACACAUUUUCAGCACUAUAUCCAGAGCUUUAUGAAACACAUGAAUGUGCCAGUCUGUGACACACAGAGACAUUUGGACUGUGUGUGUGUGUGUGUGUGUGUGUGUCUGUGUUUGAUCAAAAGAUUAGUUCACAUUUUUAAAGUCUACUUUAAUACUGCAAUACAUAAGCAUCUACUGUCUCUAGCAGAUUCGCCAUCCAGAAUGUUAAACGCAAAGGUAUCAAGCACCGGCUUACAGCUACCAGAUGCCCUCAGGAGCUGGAAAGACGACAGGACAGAAAGAUCUAGCUGAAGGGAUUCGCCUCAUGAAGCUUGAUGAGUAUCGAGAGUAUGAUUUGUUAAAUACAAGUGAAGGUACACAUUAACAGAAAGAUCUCAAUGAGGAAAGUGUGUUGUACUUUUUUAAAUAAUGUUUUGUCAAUAUAAAUAUAUACGUAUCUCUGUCAGGGUUUUUGUGAACCUUUUAGACCCUUGCACAAAGCACUAGGAAAAUGAGCGAGACUAUUUUUUUAAGAAGAUGAGAAAGACAUAUUGAUAGGCACUAAUGAGGUCGACGGCGCUUGCUCUCGUUUAGAGAAUGAUGACAGAAGGUUUGAUUUAUCUGAUGUCUGAUGCUGCACAUGGGUGAAUCUGACUGGAACACGGCCGGGUCAUAUUUUAUCCUACAAUCAAAUGGAAGAAAGAGAAAACUGUCAUUUGUGUAACAAACACUGAAGCCUGUUUUUAGAACCAUGAAAUGUUUUGCAUUCAGAAAUUCUUUCCAUGAUAAUUGCACCCCUGAGCCAUUGGAAUACCGUAAUUCCAACUAAAUCUCAUUCUCUACUCUAAUGUGACAAAUUAUACAUUAUUUUAGUUUUAAAGUAUUUUCUGUACAAAUCACAGAAGCAGUAUUUUUUUGUAUAUUAUGCGAGCAAUCAUUUUAUUACAAUAAUGACAAUCUAAAAUGUGGGGGGGGGUUGAAAUGUGACCUGCAGAUGUUACGGUGAGAUUUCCCCAUGUACUUUACUGAUUCAUUUUGUGCUUGAUCUAUUUAUAUGACUUGUUGACAUUGUAGGUUUGUGUUUAUUUAGAGCAGUGCAAUAUAUGGGAUACUUUAUGUAAAUGUGGACAUUUCUGCGUUUUCACGUCUAGAUGCACCAGCGGGCCUGUCGCUCUCGCUGUGUCUUGCUGUGUUACAUGGAAGAUUUUAUUUCAAUGUUCAGCUUGUGCACAAAAGCCAGAUGAAAGUCUGUGAAAUGCAGCAUUCUCUUGCUGUAGAUGCUAAUAAUGCUUUAGUGUGUUGAACCAUGUUUUUACACGCAGGCUACGAAAAGAGCACUGCUACACUGAAAUGAUCUUAAUUCAGCUUUUUUGAAUGUACACUGCAUUUUGUGUCAUAAAUGUAAAAAAUAUUUUGUAAAUCCAGUUUUAGUAUGUUGCCUUCAAGUCUUGUUGGACUGAUCAUAUUUAAGCACAUCAGAAGUUCUUUAAGCUCUGACUGGCAGAGGAGCCCAUGUGUGAUUGAUAGAGUCUUUGUUUUUUGUUAUUAUUACAAAAAAUCAAUUACAAGCUUGUGCAAUCUUUUUCUUUUUAAUUUGUUGUACCAGCAUCUGAAAAAUUUUGUUCUGUGUCUGGAAAUGAUAAGACUCGAAAUAUGAAAGUCAUUUAAUUAUGACCAAAAUUGAAUGCACUAUAUGUCAAAAUUAUGAUUUUGAAGAAUUUUCCAGGCGGACUUGAACGCAACAGCAAGCUGCUUCUUUAUUAUUUGUUUUGUUCAGAAUGUAACUGUAAUAUUUUGUCCUAAAAUGAAUGGCCUUUAGCACCAAUAGUGCUUUCUAGGUUUUUAAAAAAUACAACCCCUAAUGUUGAAGACUAUGACAACAAAAGACAAGAGUGAGAAAAAUAAUAGGCACAAAAAAUAUGUUGAUUGUUACUCUUCAGACAG
Messenger RNA from Triplophysa dalaica, 4156 nucleotides. It is a transcript of the gene nptx2a, whose product is annotated as neuronal pentraxin 2a. The record is from RefSeq and is a predicted model, not a curated record. NCBI's taxonomy places the organism in Eukaryota, Metazoa, Chordata, Actinopteri, Cypriniformes, Nemacheilidae. The coding region runs from base 469 to 1773 and encodes 434 amino acids. The transcript has 5 exons.